AUGGCACGUAUUGACAAUAAAAAAGUAGGAUUUGUUCAACAAGAAAAUGAAUCGAAUUAUCGAACAUUGAGAACUGCAUCUAUGGGGGAAAAAGAAGAACAUAUGAGUCGAUUAAGACGUUUAACAUCUGGUAGUCUUCGUUAUAAAAGUCGUGGUAAUCAAGUGCCAUCAAUAAAAACUGAUUUUAUUGAACCUGUACAUAAUAUGGAUCCAUUACAGACAUAUUUUAAUUCUGACACUGAAGUAAGUGAUUCAGCUGUACCUCGAAUACAUGAGAAUUCUUAUAUGAAUAAUAUACGCAGACCUAAGAGAUACAGACGUUCGUGUCGUUCUGCUUAUGAAACAACUAAUUAUUCUACUGCAUUAGGACCAUUAAGAGAAAAACACAAACUUAGUCCAUUGGAACGUAUAUUUUUAGAAGCUGUAGAACGAGGCGAUAAAUCUACCAUUAUCAGAUGUUUAUCAUUUUCAAAUGGGGUCAAUGUGAAUUGUGUGAAUAUGUUAGGUCGGACAGCAAUUCAAAUUGCAGUGGAUAAUGAAAACAUUGAAUUAGUUGAAUUACUUCUUGAACAACCUGGUAUAGAAAUUGGUGAUGCAAUACUGUAUGCUAUACAAGAGGGUGUUUAUCGAAUAGUUGAAAUGCUAAUUGAUCAUCCGUCAAUCACUAAAGAAAUGUUAGGCACUUCAUGGACAACACAAUGUAUUGGAAUCGGUAAGCAAGAAGAAGAGAGUCAUGACUUUUCUGCUGAUAUUUCUCCGGUUAUGUUGGCUGCAAUUUGUAAUCAGUUUGAAAUUCUACAAUUACUUAUCAAUCGUGGUGCCAGAAUAGAAGAACCGCAUAAAUCAUCAUGUUCCUGUGAACAUUGUCAUCGACUACUUACAGAUGAUCCACUAAAACACACACUUCAAAGGAUAAAUACAUACAGAGCGCUUGCCAGUCCAGCAUGGAUAUCACUAACAUCUCCUGACCCUAUACUGACUGCAUUUGAAUUAUCCUCAGAACUUCUUCACUUGGCAUCGCGUGAAAAUGAAUUUAAAGAAACAUUCUUAUCAUUAUGCGAACAGUGUAGAAAAUACGCAUGUGAUUUAUUGGAUCUUUGUCGUGGAACAGGGGAAGUUGUUGCCGUACUCAGUAAAGGAACUGAUAGCGAUGAAAGUUUAAGUGAUGUUAGCAGUGAUGAAUCAGACGAUCUACAAGUCGUUUCAAAAAAACACAAUUUAUUUCUACCUACAAAUCAUAUUUCUACACAAUACUACAGUCCAAAUCGACAACCGCAUCAAACAAACGUCGGUCAUUUAGAUUUAAUAAAUAAUAAUCAAUCUGAAAGUAAUCAAAAUUAUAUAAAUGAUGGAAAUGAUUGGCGUGAAUUAUUAGAUAGAACGUAUAUUUCUAAAAGACGACACCAUAGACGUUACACAGCAUGGAAUCAUCCUAGCUAUUCAUGUGCUAAGUUUAAUCAGGCUUUAAGUAUAGAAAGUACAAACAAUGGCUAUGAUGAUAUCACUAGCAACGAUAAUUUACAUCCUUCCACUAGUAAAAGUGAAAGAUUAUGUGAUUCAGAAAAUCAAUUACAUUAUAAAAACCAUUUGGAAAUCAUAAAUGUUAAAAAUAACUUAUAUUCACCGACUAGAUCAUCUUUAAAAUUAAGCCGUAAGAAUAUUUCUGAAUCAUUUGCAUACAAUAUUAAAAGAAACAAUAACAAUAGUAUGAAAACCAAUUCGAAAGAAAUGAUUUCCAAUGAAAGUUUACCAACAAUAUUCAACACAUUGGAACCAUGUUCAUCUAUAUUUUUAGAACGUAGAAGAAAUAGUUUCGAUUGGGAAUCUGCAACAUGUGGUUUUAAUCAACAAACUCAAUCGAAUACUAAUCUUAACAUGAUACAUUCAAAACAAGAAAUAAAUGAACAAAAUACGUUAAAUAAGUCAACUUAUUUAACAUGUUGUUGUUUCACUUCUUCCAAAUGCUGUAAAUGUUCAAAAUCAUCUGUUAAUAAUUUAAAUAAUAAUCGUUUAAAUAAUAAUAAUAAUAAAUCGUCCGAUUCACAAUUGAAAACUGUUGAACUAUCUGAUGUAGUUGUUGCUAGACAACAACGGAAAUUUUAUUCAUUUAAAUUAGAUCGUUUAAAACUAGCCAUUAAACAUGAACAGAAGAAAUUUUUGGUAUAUAAUAUAAAUAAUUGUCUUAUUUAA
Messenger RNA from Schistosoma turkestanicum, 2190 nucleotides. NCBI's taxonomy places the organism in Eukaryota, Metazoa, Platyhelminthes, Trematoda, Strigeidida, Schistosomatidae. The record is from the annotation of a GenBank genome assembly.